AUGUCUAGGGAAGAUAUGAAUACGUCAAAUCAUAUUUGUUUAGUGUUAUUUGCAGAAACUAUAAAAUGGUAUAAUGUACUCCCACAUAGUGACUUUUUUACGCAAUUCGGCAAGACUGUCUGUGUGGAAAACUCUAAGCUUAAUGUAAUUUGUAAGGAAAUAUAUUUCUUCUUGGGUGGUAGAGAUGAAGAACAAUUUGACUUGUCGAUGUUGCCAGUUAUAUUGUCCAACGUUCCGGCAGGAGCAUCAUACAAACAAUUUAUGCACUUUACUCAAGAAAUCUACUCAGGCUAUUUUAGACAAUACGACCACGGUAUUAUUAAAAACAGAAUAAUAUACAAUCAAGAUAAACCUCCAAGCUAUAAUACUAGACUCAUAACUGCUCCCGUGGCUUUGUAUUAUGGCCUAGCGGAUAAUUUGGCAUCUUACAAGGAUGUGGAAAGACUGGCAAAAGAAUUACCAAAUUUGGUACGAAAGACUCUAUUACCAAAUAAUUUUACGCAUUUAGAUUUUCUCUGGGCCAAAGAUGUUACAACUCUGUUAAACAACGAUUUAAUAGAAUUAAUUAAUUCCCAAAAUGGACUAACGGAUGAUUCUGCAAUUAAUUUACCAAAUAGUUUGGUUUUAAUAGUUUUUAUUUGUAUAAACGUACUAUUUAACUUGUAAUAAUUGUCUUCUGUACAAAAUAUAGAAAAAAUUAAUUUUUUAAGUUUUUUUUUAAAUUUAAUACUUGUUAUUUUGACAAGACUUUAUAUUUAUAGGACUGUAUAAUGUAUUAGGUUUUACCUCAGUCAACCAAUGUUUUUAUGUUUAUAAAGACAAUAAAAUUUUAAUAUAAA
Brassicogethes aeneus is the source of this 839-nucleotide messenger RNA. The record is from the annotation of a GenBank genome assembly. Lineage: Eukaryota; Metazoa; Arthropoda; Insecta; Coleoptera; Nitidulidae.